AUGGACUCCACGGAGGAGCAGCAGCCUGUCGUUCGCAUGCGUGGACGACCACUGAACGAGACGAACGCGAACGGAAACAGCAAUGGAAACGGUUCGCCAAACACUGCCAUCCAGCGAGGACUGGAAGCGCUGCAGGAGAACUGUUCUGAGGAGACUGAGGCCUCUUAUAUUCCAGAGAUCCGCAAACUUGACUCUCAGCUGGACCACCUGAAUGACUAUAUGUCAAAAAUGGAAGAGCGGCUGAAACUACAUAAUGAGAAGCUGAUGGAAACGCUUCGGCAUCAGAAGGAGGAACGCGAGAAACGUCGGCGUAGCUUCCACGAGGUCAGCACGACUUCAUUUCUGAGCGCCGCUCGAUACAUGUAUCUCCUAAAGUCCUUGAAAUUUGACCUUACAAACUUUUUUCAUUGA
This is a messenger RNA of Cylicostephanus goldi, 411 nucleotides long. The record is from the annotation of a GenBank genome assembly. Lineage: Eukaryota; Metazoa; Nematoda; Chromadorea; Rhabditida; Strongylidae.